This is a messenger RNA of Vigna radiata var. radiata (mung bean), 1977 nucleotides long. RefSeq names its product trihelix transcription factor PTL. The transcript is spliced from 2 exons. Bases 170 to 1726 code for a protein of 518 amino acids. Lineage: Eukaryota; Viridiplantae; Streptophyta; Magnoliopsida; Fabales; Fabaceae. The record is from RefSeq and is a predicted model, not a curated record.
UUGUGAAAGAUGAAAUAGGGGGUGAAAAAGGUAAAUGAAAAAUAAAUAAAAAGUGUUGCUUGUUGUGUGAUAGAACCAAGUGAGUCCCUUCUCUCAUCCCUUCUGUGUUUUCUGUACACCUUGUUUUGCUUUUCCUUUUUCCUUUUCUCUCUCACUGUCUUCAGUGAACAUGGGUGACCCAUAUGGGUUGCCGGAGGAUCUCCGGCGUUUUAUACCACCCAGAACCCAUAUGAACCCUUCAAGCACGCACCUGCUUGAGCCACUGUGUCUUCACCAUGGUCUCAGUCCGGUUGCUGCUGCCACUACAAUUCCACCCAACACCUAUGACCACAACAUGGUUGGGGACGUUUUCUUCCCUCGUGCCUUCACUCACUUUUCCCAUCAUCAUGACUAUUCCUCUUCUUCUGGUGUCAACCCUACCAAUGCUGCCACUGCUGCUGUCUCGGAUCAUGCAUUCUGCAGCAUGGAGAGUGCAGAGAAAGGGUGGUUUGGUUUUGAUUCCGGGAACAACAGGUGGCCAAGACAGGAGACCCUUUCGCUUCUAGAGAUCAGAUCUCGUCUUGAUUGCAAGUUCAGAGAGAAUAAUCAGAAAGCACCCUUGUGGAAUGAGAUUUCUAGGAUAAUGGCUGAGGAAUUUGGGUACCAAAGAAGUGGAAAGAAAUGCAAAGAGAAGUUUGAGAAUUUGUACAAAUAUUACAAGAAGACGAAGGAAGGUAAAGCCAGUAGACAAGAUGGGAAGCACUACAGGUUCUUCAGGCAGCUUGAAGCAAUAUGUGGAGACCAAGCAAACACAAAUCAUGCCUCAACUUCAGAUAAAACCCAUCGUGCUGGUGCAAACAAUGGUAACAUUCAAACACCUACCUUUGCAAUUAACCAAGAACACAAUGGGGAUUCUAGUAAUAACCCCAAGUGCUCAGAAAGCAUCAGCAUCUCAAACUCAUCUGAGUUCGAGACAUCCUCGUCUGAAAACAACGAGGAGGAUCUUUCAGCCAUUGCAUUCAUGAUGAGGCAGUCAAGGGAGAAGCAGAAAGCGUUGUUGGAUGAAAGACAAAGUGAUCACAGGAGGUUAAGAAAAAGCUGGAGAGCAAAAGUGGAGGAGAUUGUGGAUUCCCACAUGAGGAAGAUCAUAGAGACGCAAGAUGCUUGGAUGGAGAGAAUGCUGAGCGUUGUUGAACAAAGAGAGCAAGAGAUGUCAUCCAAGGAGGAAGAAAGGAAGAGGAAAGAGUCAAUGUGGUUUGACCAACAGGUGCAUGAACNGUGGGCUAAAGAGAAAGCAUGGGUUGAAGCAAGAGAUGCUGCAUUGAUAGAGGUUGUGAGGAAACACGUUGGGAUAGAACUGGAAGCAUUGCCCCUGGAUGAAGCUAUGGUUGAAGAAGCAGGAAAUAAGAACAAGGGAGAAGGAAAGAUUGAGAGCAGUGAAUUUCCCUCGGAGGGUGUGGAUCAAAGAAGUAGCAGUAGGUGGACAGAAAUGGAGAUUUCAAAUUUGAUACAGCUAAGGAGUGGUUUUGAGCAACGAUUCAGAGAAAAUGGGUACUUGGAGAAUGGGCUUUGGGAUGAAAUAUCAGCAAAACUGGGUUGUUUGGGAUUUGAUAGGAGUGGAAGUGAGUGCAAGCAAAUAUGGGAUGAGAUCAGCAUCUCUCUGAGAAGGACAGUGGAUGAGUGUGAUGGUGGGAAAAGAAGGCCUUGGUAUUUGGGACUUAGGGUGACGGAUGAUGAUGAUCUUUGACAUAUUCUUGUUAUAACGCAGGCUUCAUCAGAAAGGUUAAGUAGUAUAUAGCACACUUGCUUUUCAGUUCUGAGCUUUAAAAGGAAACUUUGUGAAUGGCUCAUGAUUAGGAUUAAUUACCAAGUUUGAAUCAUUCGCAAAUCACAAGCUAUUCUAGUAGCCAUGUUUUUAACUUUAUAUCUAGUGUAACGUAUGAGGACUCAUGCUUCACUAUAAGCAUUGACUUUCUUGAUUAAUUUUGAGUUUAAUUA